AUGGCGGCUCCAGGACAGAGCGGGGCUUCAGGUGGAGGAGGCAGCACGGAGGAAGCAUUUAUGACCUUCUACAGUGAGGUGAAACAAAUAGAGAAGAGAGAUUCAGUUCUAACGUCCAAAAAUCAGAUUGAAAGAUUGACUCGUCCUGGUUCCUCCUACUUCAAUUUGAACCCGUUUGAGGUUCUUCAGAUAGAUCCUGAAGUGAUAGAUGAAGAAAUAAAAAAGAGGUUUCGGCAGUUAUCCAUACUGGUGCAUCCUGACAAAAAUCAAGAUGAUGCUGACAGAGCACAAAAGGCUUUUGAAGCUGUGGACAAAGCUUACAAGUUGCUACUGGAUCAGGAACAAAAGAAGAGGGCCCUGGAUGUAAUUCAGGCAGGAAAAGAAUACGUGGAGCACACCUUGAAAGAGCCAAAAAGGCAAUUAAAGAAGGAAGGAAAGCCUACAAAUGUGGAGGAGGAUGACCCUGAGCUGUUCAAACAAGCAGUAUACAAACAGACAGUGAAACUCUUUGCUGAGUUGGAAAUUAAAAGGAAAGAGAGAGAAGCCAAAGAGAUGCAUGAAAGGAAGCGACAACGGGAGGAAGAGAUUGAAGCUCAAGAAAAAGCCAAACGAGAAAGGGAGUGGCAGAAAAAUUUUGAGGAAAGUCGAGAUGGUCGCGUGGACAGCUGGCGAAACUUCCAAGCCAAUACGAAAGGAAAGAAAGAGGAGAAAAACCGGACCUUCCUGAGACCACCAAAAGUAAAAAUGGAGCAGCUGAGUGACCGCCAAGGGUCACGGCCCAGAACCUUCCCCGACUGUCUCCCUUCUGCUUUGAAGGACUCAUUCUUUCCUCCCAUUUUCACCCCAACAUAGAGUAGUAUUUGCUUUUUAGUCCAUUUUGUUUUCAAUACAAUUUAAUGCCGAUCAGAGUAAUUCUUUUGUACAUUGAAAUGAGGGGCUCGGUUUAAAAAGAAACACCCCCCCCCCUCCGCCCUCACCCCCCAGACCAACUG
Molecule: messenger RNA, 992 nt
Organism: Dama dama (fallow deer)
Lineage: Eukaryota; Metazoa; Chordata; Mammalia; Artiodactyla; Cervidae
Product: dnaJ homolog subfamily C member 8-like
Exons: 1
Coding region: 1-852 (283 amino acids)
Cellular component (GO): nucleus
Source: RefSeq, a predicted model, not a curated record